Molecule: messenger RNA, 1734 nt
Organism: Betta splendens (Siamese fighting fish)
Lineage: Eukaryota; Metazoa; Chordata; Actinopteri; Anabantiformes; Osphronemidae
Product: eukaryotic translation initiation factor 5A-1
Exons: 7
Coding region: 460-927 (155 amino acids)
Biological process (GO): positive regulation of translational termination; positive regulation of translational elongation
Molecular function (GO): RNA binding; ribosome binding; translation elongation factor activity
Source: RefSeq, a predicted model, not a curated record
AAAUUAACCCAGCAUGCAGUAAGAAUCAUUCUUACCUUUCAAAGUGGAAGUGAAGGACCCCGCUGACUGGAUGGCAUCACUCACAUGGUGAGGCGCAGGAAGAGGGAGACCGAAGGUGGAGUGCAGGCUGCCGACCGUGCAUUCACAGCGGGCGUCAGGGCUCUGACUCUUUACGGCUGAGUUAAGCGCUUCUUAACUACCUCGCAAAUCUGUUGCAAACGCGUGGCCUGAUCGCGGAAUGAAGACAUAGCCUCGCUGACACCCCCCCCCCUCCAAACGGUAUUGACACCGCAGCCGAGGAGGAAACAGAGCCGAGCCGAGCCGAGCCAGGUGACCCGUUAGCGCGGAUACGGGAAAGGUAACGAGACGAAUAACAACAGCUACAGAGGUGGAGGAGGGAUCACAGGGAGGACGGCUGCCGAGUAACACCGGAGAGGACACCCACCAUCACUAGGCAGCAUGGCAGACGCGGAGCUGGACUUCCAGACGGGCGAUGCCGGGGCGUCCGCCACCUACCCCAUGCAGUGCUCUGCCCUGCGCAAAAACGGCUUCGUGGUGCUGAAAGGCCGACCCUGCAAGAUCGUGGAGAUGUCCACCUCCAAGACGGGCAAGCACGGCCACGCUAAAGUGCACUUGGUUGGUAUCGACAUCUUCUCUGGUAAAAAGUAUGAAGAUAUUUGUCCUUCCACCCACAACAUGGACGUCCCCAACAUCAAGAGAAUGGAUUACCAGCUGAUUGGGAUCCAAGAUGGCUACCUGUCCCUGCUCCAGGACAGCGGGGAGGUGAGGGAGGACCUAAAGAUUCCUGAGGGAGACCUGGGAAGAGAGAUAGAGUGUAAACAUGAAGCUGGAGAGGAGAUCCUGAUCACCGUUUUAAAUGCAAUGGAAGAAGAAGCUGCAAUUGGCAUCAAAGCCUUGGGUAAAUAAGCCACUGCAGGGGCAACGAGAUACACUGGACCUGCAGAAAAGGAGGGGAUGUUGCCUCGUCAAUGCUAUUCUUCCCUUUUAAUCUAGUUUUGUCUAUGUUUUUCAUACUUUUAUUUCCCUUGCUCUGUUUUGACUCCUCUUUCAAAUAGAGAAUAACAAAAAUAAUGGAGAAACAUUCUCUACAUACAUGCAUCAUCAUAAAGCCACAUGAGUCUGGAUGCACACAUGUAAAGACUCGUAGAGGAUGACGUUCCUAAUAGCGUUCGUAGGUAUCCAGAUAUUCAGUGGGGACCUAUUAUCCAGGUAAAGAGGAAGAUUUUAUGAUACAGUAGUUGUUUGUGUGUUUCAAGGGCUUCAACUCAACAUCUACGGUGUUCUGUUGGGGCCUGUUUGCCAUAUGCCACACAGCUUUUGUGGCAAAAUAAGAAGCUCCCACAUUCUGCCGUUAUUUAUUUCCCCCAACUGAUAAAAAAAAGGCAGCAACGUGACACAUGCAAGGUUCCCUUUUUUAUCCCAAGGUUUGAAAGGAGGCGCAGGAACAAACCCCUGCCCCAACAACACAAAGUCUCCUUUAACCACACCUCAGUUUAUCUUGUCCACUUUCCUUUGCAGACAGUCAGACCAGGCCUCACACACAGCUGUUUGGAGAUAUGACCAGAGUAUUAUUUGGCAUCCUCUCAAACUGAGUAACGACUCUGAAGGCAGAGAGGUUGUUACAGUUUGGUAUCCUUACUUUGUGUUCAGACAGCAAGUCCAAACUGUGCAGAAUGUCUCCAUGGCCGAAACAAUAAAGACGUUACAAACUUU